This is a messenger RNA of Boeremia exigua, 399 nucleotides long. RefSeq names its product YjgF/Yer057p/UK114 family. The record is from RefSeq and is a predicted model, not a curated record. Gene Ontology annotation, cellular component: cytosol; mitochondrion. Bases 1 to 399 code for a protein of 132 amino acids. Gene Ontology annotation, molecular function: deaminase activity. The transcript has 3 exons. NCBI's taxonomy places the organism in Eukaryota, Fungi, Ascomycota, Dothideomycetes, Pleosporales, Didymellaceae.
AUGUCUGGAAUCAAGAUCGUUACUACAAAGGAAGCCUGCCCUGUUGCGGGACCUUAUUCUCAGGCGAUUAUUGCUGGACCCCAGGUCUUCGUUUCCGGCCAGAUUCCCGCCGAUAAGACCGGCGCCCUGAUUGAGGGCAGCAUCACCGACAAGACCACACAGUGCUGCGAGAACAUAAUCGCUAUUUUGAAGGAGGCCAACACACCCGUGGAGAAGAUUGUCAAGGUCAAUGUUUUCCUUGAUGACAUGGCGCACUUCGCGGAGAUGAAUGGCGUGUUCGAAAAGUACUUUGCACACAAGCCUGCACGUAGCUGUGUAGCAGUCAAGCAGCUGCCCAAGGGUGUCCCAGUCGAGAUCGAAUGCAUUGCUUAUAACGGUAUGAAUGCUGCGAAGCUUUAA